Messenger RNA from Knipowitschia caucasica, 1401 nucleotides. Lineage: Eukaryota; Metazoa; Chordata; Actinopteri; Gobiiformes; Gobiidae. The record is from the annotation of a GenBank genome assembly.
AUGGCAGAGGCACAGAGGCGCAUGGCAGAGGCACAGAGUCGCAUGGCAGAGGCACAGAGGCGCAUGGCAGAGGCACAGAGGCGCAUGGCAGAGGCACAGAGGCGCAUGGCAGAGGCACAGAGGCGCAUGGCAGAGGCACAGAGUCGCAUGGCAGAGGCACAGAGUCGCAUGGCAGAGGCACAGAGGCGCAUGGCAGAGGCGCAUGGCAGAGGCACAGAGGCGCAUGGCAGAGGCACAGAGGCGCAUGGCAGAGGCACAGAGGCGCAUGGCAGAGGCACAGAGGCGCAUGGCAGAGGCGCAUGGCAGAGGCACAGAGUCGCAUGGCAGAGGCACAGAGGCGCAUGGCAGAGGCACAGAGUCGCAUGGCAGAGGCACAGAGGCGCAUGGCAGAGGCACAGAGUCGCAUGGCAGAGGCGCAUGGCAGAGGCACAGAGGCGCAUGGCAGAGGCACAGAGGCGCAUGGCAGAGGCACAGAGGCGCAUGGCAGAGGCACAGAGGCGCAUGGCAGAGGCACAGAGUCGCAUGGCAGAGGCGCAUGGCAGAGGCACAGAGGCGCAUGGCAGAGGCGUUGCAUCAAUGUUGGCAUGCACAGAGCGGGACAGAAACAGACUGAACAAGCUGGUCAGGAGGGCCAGCUCCACUCUGGGCUGCUCCCUGGACUCUGUGGAGGAGGUGAGGGACAGGAGGCCCCUGGACUCUGUGGAGGAGGUGAGGGACAGGAGGCCCCUGGACUCUGUGGAGGAGGUGAGGGACAGGAGGCCCCUGGACUCUGUGGAGGAGGUGAGGGACAGGAGGCCCCUGGACUCUGUGGAGGAGGUGAGGGACAGGAGGCCCCUGGACUCUGUGGAGGAGGUGAGGGACAGGAGGCCCCUGGACUCUGUGGAGGAGGUGAGGGACAGGAGGCCCCUGGACUCUGUGGAGGAGGUGAGGGACAGGAGGCCCCUGGACUCUGUGGAGGAGGUGAGGGACAGGAGGCCCCUGGACUCUGUGGAGGAAGUGAGGGACAGGAGGCCCCUGGACUCUGUGGAGGAAGUGAGGGACAGGAGUUUCCUGGACUCUGUGGAGGAGGUGAGGGACAGGAGGCCCCUGGACUCUGUGGAGGAGGUGAGGGACAGGAGGCCCCUGGACUCUGUGGAGGAGGUGAGGGACAGGAGGCCCCUGGACUCUGUGGAGGAGGUGAGGGACAGGAGGCCCCUGGACUCUGUGAAGGAGGUGAGGGACAGGAGGCCCCUGGACUCUGUGGAGGAGGUGAGGGACAGGAGGCUCCUGGACUCUGUGGAGGAGAUAAUGAAAACAAGGUCAGGUCUCAUCAGCAUCCGGAGCCUUGGGCCGGUCUCAGCGCAGUCCAUCCAUCACCGCGCUCUGACCGAAGACCCGUCAGGGAGAGCUGAGGUGAGGUAA